This is a messenger RNA of Trifolium pratense (red clover), 1394 nucleotides long. Its product is annotated as probable E3 ubiquitin-protein ligase ZFP1. NCBI's taxonomy places the organism in Eukaryota, Viridiplantae, Streptophyta, Magnoliopsida, Fabales, Fabaceae. The coding region runs from base 92 to 919 and encodes 275 amino acids. The record is from RefSeq and is a predicted model, not a curated record. Gene Ontology annotation, molecular function: ubiquitin protein ligase activity; zinc ion binding. The transcript has 3 exons. Gene Ontology annotation, biological process: ubiquitin-dependent protein catabolic process.
AAUUCCCAAAGUUCACAAAUGAAGCAAUAUUUACAAUCCCUAAGUAAGAAAAAGAAUAUAUGCAUGAUCAAUUGAGGAGGAAGGUGAAACCAUGAGCCGAAACAUGAACAAUUUCACGCCUUUGCCAGGGCUUUGGAGAACAGGUUCUAGAGCCUAUGGUGACGCUUCUCAUAAUUCCAAUAAUAGUCACGAAUUCAAUGAAGUGCCUGUGUUUUACAGAUCUCAUCACUCUACUAGGGCCAAUCAGGAUGAGAGGAGUUCAGGUGCACAAGAUCCGUUGCGGUUGUGGGAAGUUAGAAGAACUCCUGAAGAACAUCACAGAAUACCAAAUUUUUCAGCACAACCACCUAGAAGACAACAAACUUAUGUUCAAAAUGAGGACAUGAGAAGGGGUUUCAAUUUCAACCCAACCAGACUCGGACAGAUUUUUCAGCAUUCACCUUCAAGAUCAACAUCAACAGAACAAACAAACACACAAGUUCCACAAUUGGUAGAAAAUUCAAAAUCAACUAUUUUGAGCAAAUUAAGGAACGUAGUCUAUGAUCCUACACCGAAGCGGUUAGCUAGAAAAGUGAGCUUAUAUUAUAGAGGAAAUGCUGCAAAUGAUUUGAAAGAUAGUGUGAAAGAAAAUAAGGAAGAUGGUAUGAGAUGUGCUAUUUGCUUAGAAGAUUUUGAGGCCAAAGAAGAAGUGAUGCUUACUCCAUGCAACCACAUGUUUCAUGAGGAUUGUAUUGUUACUUGGUUAACAAGUAAAGGUCAGUGUCCAGUCUGUAGGUUUGUGGUUUUUGAGGGAGUAAAGGGAAACGCUUCAUCUUUUAAUAGGAAUGAUAUUCCCAAUUUGGAACCUAAUGAUAUGAUCUCUGGAGAGCUUUUGUCAAUUUUGAGGGCCAUGGAAGAAGCUUUUCAGUUAGAAGUGUGAAUUAGUAAUGUUUUAAAAGUCAAACCGGAUUGCGAACAAUUGAAACUUUUGGAUCAUGGUUCAACUGGAUUAAACUGCUGGAACUAAGACAAAACUGCGAUCAAACUGUCAAAUUAACUGAACCGCAGUAAUGACUGGUUCAAAUUUGAAUGUUCAACCGGUUGAAUCAACCAAUUUUGUUUGGUUUGUAAACCAGUGAUUACUGAUAUACUAUAAAAUUUGAUGUGCUGCCAAUAAUAUGGCAUAGAAGUAUACAUUAGUUCAAUAUAAAUUUUAUAACAGUGUGUUGGUUCCCAAAUGCUUAUUGAUUUGUAUGUCUGAUACGGGGUGAAAAACCCAAAAUCAUGUUCAUUUGGUUACAAAAAAGUGAUUUUAUUGAAACACACCUUCUGGCUGCAGUGUGACCACAUGUUUAUGCUGAAGCUCCUUUUGUAUAAGGGCUCGUUUGAAUUGACUUAUUCUUUAGCUUAUGCAA